Messenger RNA from Blumeria graminis f. sp. triticale, 261 nucleotides. The record is from the annotation of a GenBank genome assembly. NCBI's taxonomy places the organism in Eukaryota, Fungi, Ascomycota, Leotiomycetes, Helotiales, Erysiphaceae.
AAAGCACAAAUUAUCUCCUACGAAAUCAUAAUAAAUAAACACUACGAAAUCCGCGGUGUAGUCGUUACUCACAACAUAAGUCGAAAACCAUCAGCAGCACAUAAUUCUAAUCUUAGUAAGGAUCAGACGCCAAGUCUACAAUCAGCCCAGAAUAAAGGAUUCAUCCGACUCGUUUGCCUACUUAAAAAAACAUUUCCGCUUUUUUCUUCAACACCAAUAUCGACUGUAACGAGCCCGAAAAAACAAAAGAAUCAUGAGUAG